This is a messenger RNA of Pollicipes pollicipes, 818 nucleotides long. It is a transcript of the gene lin-52, whose product is annotated as DREAM core complex component lin-52. The record is from RefSeq and is a predicted model, not a curated record. The coding region runs from base 48 to 380 and encodes 110 amino acids. Gene Ontology annotation, cellular component: DRM complex. The transcript has 4 exons. Lineage: Eukaryota; Metazoa; Arthropoda; Thecostraca; Pollicipedomorpha; Pollicipedidae. Gene Ontology annotation, biological process: regulation of DNA-templated transcription.
CUACCAUCAACCCGUAUGAAAACUGCACAGUGCCCUUAGGCAAUGAAAUGGAGGCAUCACUGCAAAGCUCUGAAUCUCUGGACCGAGCUUCCCCUGAGCUGUGGCCUGAAAGACGGGACUACGCCGCCUGCGCCGAGCUGCUGUCGCAGGGCGGCACCACCGGAGUCUCGACCGUCACCUCUCCCGAGACCGUCACCGAUCAGGACUUCACCCCGCAGGACAUGAAGCUCUUCCACGAAUACGCCGGCCUGAGCCCGACGCAGAUGAUCGAGGUCGUCAAGCAGCUGCAGAACGUCGCCUACCUGCUCGGCCUAGAGGAGGCCAAGGAGAUGCGGCGCGGCAAGUACCUAAACAUCCUCUACCGGCGACGGCCACAAUGACACCAGCGCCAUCUGACGGCCUGCCCGUGGCGCCACCUGGACAACAGUCGACUGCGACCCCGGGGCGGCCGGCGCUGCCGUGUCGUGUCGUACUGGUGUGUCACGUGCGUCUCGCUGAUCUCGACGGCGGUGGACCUCCAAGUGCAGUUAGUGACUGGUACCGGCUGCUGCGCAGCGAUCGCCGGUCUUCUCGAUGGCAUGCUCUGUGGAGCACGCGCUGCGGCAUGAAAGUGUAACGAUCUGCGCCAUGCCGGGCGCUGUGGACUGUCGGUUUGGGGAUGCUCCGACUGCGGAUGUUUUGAUAACAUUACGGCUGGCGAGUUGCACGGACGAGAGAGUGGGAGAGCGAUAUGUUCGUGUUUUUGGAGUGUGUUAGAAUGAACAGGGCGUGCUGUUAGUUGAAUGUGUGACCACGUCUGAUAAACAUGGAAAAUGGUC